AUGGCGGAGUUCCCGGCGCUGAACGGGCAGAGCGUGUCGUACGCGGUGCUCUCGUACGGGCCGGGCUCCAUCAACCCCACGCACACUCACCCGCGCGCCUCCGAGCUGCUACUCGUCCUCGACGGCGCGCUCUCCAUCGGCUUCGUCGACACCGCAGGCAAGCCCUUCACGCAGGACCUCGCCGCCGGCGACUUGUUCGUGUUCCCCAAGGGCACCGUGCACUGGCAGUACAACAGUGGCACCCAGCCUGCCAAGGCGCUGUCCGCGUUCGAGAGCGCCGCCGCGGGGCUCGUCUCCCUCCCCGCCACCCUGUUCGGCGCCAGCGACAUCGACGACGUCGUGCUGUCCAAGUCCUUCAAGACCGAUGUGGCCACCAUCCAGAAGCUGAAGGCAGGCCUCUCCCCGAAGCCAUGA
This is a messenger RNA of Miscanthus lutarioriparius, 414 nucleotides long. Lineage: Eukaryota; Viridiplantae; Streptophyta; Magnoliopsida; Poales; Poaceae. The record is from the annotation of a GenBank genome assembly.